Marmota flaviventris (yellow-bellied marmot) is the source of this 1778-nucleotide messenger RNA. RefSeq names its product malic enzyme 1 (gene Me1). Gene Ontology annotation, biological process: pyruvate metabolic process; malate metabolic process. Gene Ontology annotation, cellular component: mitochondrion. NCBI's taxonomy places the organism in Eukaryota, Metazoa, Chordata, Mammalia, Rodentia, Sciuridae. Gene Ontology annotation, molecular function: NAD binding; malate dehydrogenase (decarboxylating) (NADP+) activity. The record is from RefSeq and is a predicted model, not a curated record.
CCCCGCGCCAGCCAUGGAGCCCACGGCCCCCCGCCGCCGCCACACCCACCAGCGCGGCUACCUGCUGACGCGGAACCCCCACCUCAACAAGGACUUAGCUUUUACUCUGGAAGAAAGACAACAGUUGAAUAUUCAUGGAUUGUUGCCACCUUGCUUCAUCAGCCCAGACAUCCAGGUCCUUAGAGUAGUUAAAAAUUUUGAGCGUCUGAACUCAGAUUUUGACAGGUAUCUUCUUUUAAUGGAUCUUCAAGAUAGAAAUGAAAAGCUCUUUUAUAGAGUGCUAACGUCUGACAUUGAAAAAUUCAUGCCUAUUGUUUAUACUCCAACUGUGGGUCUGGCUUGCCAACAAUAUAGUUUAGCAUUUCGGAAGCCAAGAGGUCUCUUUAUUAGUAUCCAUGAUCGAGGGCAUAUUGCUUCAAUUCUUAAUGCUUGGCCAGAAGAUGUCAUCAAAGCUAUUGUGGUGACUGACGGAGAGCGUAUUCUUGGCCUGGGAGAUCUUGGCUGUAAUGGAAUGGGCAUCCCUGUGGGUAAAUUGGCACUAUAUACAGCUUGUGGAGGAGUGGAUCCUCAACAGUGUCUGCCUAUCAUUCUGGAUGUGGGUACAGAAAAUGAGGAGUUACUUAAAGAUCCACUGUACAUUGGAUUACGACAGAGAAGAGUGAGAGGUCCUGAAUAUGAUGACUUUUUGGAUGAAUUCAUGGAGGCAGUUUCUUCCAAAUAUGGUAUGAAUUGCCUUAUUCAGUUUGAAGAUUUUGCCAAUGUGAAUGCAUUUCGUCUCCUGAACAAAUAUCGAAAUCAGUAUUGCACAUUUAAUGAUGAUAUUCAAGGAACAGCAUCUGUUGCAGUUGCAGGUCUCCUUGCAGCUCUUCGAAUAACCAAGAACAAACUAUCCGAUCAAACAAUACUAUUCCAAGGAGCUGGAGAGGCUGCCUUAGGAAUUGCACACUUGAUUGUUAUGGCCAUGGAGAAAGAAGGUUUACCAAAAGAGAAAGCCAUCAAAAAAAUAUGGUUGGUUGACUCAAAAGGAUUGAUAGUUAAGGGUCGUGCUUCCUUAACACAAGAGAAAGAAAAGUUUGCUCAUGAACAUGAAGAAAUGAAGAACCUGGAAGCCAUUGUUCAGAAAAUAAAACCAAGUGCCCUCAUAGGAGUUGCAGCAAUUGGUGGUGCAUUCUCAGAACAAAUUCUCAAGGAUAUGGCUGCCUUCAAUGAACGGCCUAUUAUUUUUGCUUUGAGUAAUCCAACCAGCAAAGCAGAAUGUUCUGCAGAGCAGUGUUAUAAAAUAACCAAGGGACGUGCAAUUUUUGCCAGUGGCAGUCCUUUUGAUCCAGUCACUCUUCCAAAUGGACAGACCCUAUACCCUGGACAAGGCAACAAUUCCUAUGUGUUCCCUGGAGUUGCUCUUGGGGUUGUGGCAUGUGGACUGAGACACAUCACAGAUAAGAUAUUUCUCACUACUGCUGAGGUUAUAUCUCAGCAAGUGUCAGAUAAACACUUGGAAGAGGGUCGGCUUUAUCCUCCUUUGAAUACCAUCAGAGAUGUUUCACUAAAAAUUGCUGUAAAGAUUGUGAACGAUGCAUAUGAAGAAAAGACAGCCACAGUUUAUCCUGAACCACAAAACAAAGAAGCAUUUGUCUGUUCUCAGAUGUAUAGUACUGAUUAUGACCAGAUUUUACCUGAUUGUUAUACUUGGCCUGAAGAGGUCCAGAAAAUACAGACCAAAACUAACUAGUAGCAUAAUUUAGCCAACAUUAACUUCAUUAUUGAGAUCUUGAAGUCUU